AUGCAACAUCCAGGAGAUAAAGAAGUCACCACAACCAACCUUUCCACCAAUGAAUUUGGUAAAGUAUUACAAAAAUUAAUAAUAAUAAAAUAUUACAGAAAAAGACCAAAUGAAACAUGUUCUGUUGGAGAUGCUGGAAAACAAAGUGAACUAAAAAAAAUGAAAUCAGAGGUUCCAGUAUUAUCGGAAGGACAACAAUUCAUUAAUGAAGCUGCCAAGCAAAUGAUGGAGGGUGGUCAACAUGUAUUGGAGCAGACCAAGGAAGCACUUGCUUCAGCUGCCGAUUCGACCAAGGGUGCAUUUACAAGCACCGUCGCUGCAGUCUCGUCUGCCGCUCAACCAGUCAUUGAAAAGGCCAAGGAAAUCAGUACCACCAUUGGAGACAAUGUCAAUGCAACCUUGCUCAAAUCUGCAGAGUUUAGAGACGACUUGAAGAAAAAAGCCGACUCUAUGAUGGAACAAGUAGAGAAGCGUGUUGAAGAAGCAUCCAAGGCACUCAAGGACAAGCCAGCUGAAGAUCCAGUCAAAUGCUCACUUCCAAAGGACACUCUCUAUGUCGACGAACCAUUAAUCAAGGACAAACCAGAGGAAAAAUUGCUCAAAGACCAACCAGCCUCAGAGGAAUCCAAUGAAGAAAAGAAGGAUGCUACAGAAGACGGUACAAAGAAAGCUCCUGCCAAAGGUAGAGGUAGAGGUAGACCAAAAAAAUCAAAUAUUCCUAAUUUAGAAGGAAUAGUUUUUAUCAUUAAAUAUAGUAUCAAAUAA
Messenger RNA from Cavenderia fasciculata, 765 nucleotides. RefSeq lists its product as uncharacterized. The transcript has 4 exons. Lineage: Eukaryota; Evosea; Eumycetozoa; Acytosteliales; Cavenderiaceae. Bases 1 to 765 code for a protein of 254 amino acids. The record is from RefSeq and is a predicted model, not a curated record.